AUGGUUUCAAUUAUGGAUAUCGACCCCAAAAGACAAAUCUGUGAUACUCGUGCAACACUGUCGCAAAGUGCUGUUAGUCAGAAAUCUAUCGAUCUGGAAAUCCCGAUCCCUCUCAAGUCACCGACAUCAACGACGUCGCCCACCUCGCCGCCACCAGCACCAUCAUCCGGGGCCACCUCGAGAACGUUGUCGCCUCAGACGACGACGGCGGUGGCAACGGCAACGGCGGACACCGAACUGGCCAAGCGGGCCAUGAAACUGGACCUGAUCGAAUCGCAGGGCAGUUCCGGAACGAGCGCCACCAGUGGAACCAGUGCAACUAGCACCGCCACCACCACCACCACACAUUCCUCCAACACGGCAAACUCGUCCGGGACGACAACGACGGCCAUCAUGAUGAAGCACCGGAAGCUGAAGGAGCGCACGUUCAGCGACGAACUCGGUUCGCCCAAGUCGCCGGCCGCAGUAAUAGGUCGGAAUGGUACCACACACCUGGUGGUACCACGACAAACGUCGCUUACUUCCCAAUCAGAUGUCGUAGACGAUCGCAAGGCACUACGGGACGCACUGUACCAGGGCAUCUUUCACCGGCACCGGCGGACGAUCUUCGCCGUCGGGAGCUUCCUCCGGAUGCUGAAGAGCCGCAACUCAUCCUACAACACGAUCCGCAGCUCGUCCGAGGGCGAGGACGACACGCGAUAAGGCCAAAUGAACGAAGGGUAUAAGGGGGAACGGGCGUUGGCUGAGACGGUCAACUCAACGCGCACUGCAGCAACAAAUCCAUUGUAUUGUGAUGGACACCCACUACUUACAGGUAAACUUAUGAUCGAAGCGAGCCUGACGACGGUGGACCAGGGGUGGUCCACCCGAUUCACUAGAUGCAGGAGACACUUGUUAUGGUUAUGAUGAAAGUGUAUAAAUUUAUAGAUUAGUGUAACUACGAAGGACGACGGGUGGUUCAUAUAGGUACUACUUAAUACAUUUGAGUACAGAUGUAGAGGAAUGAUAGGAGUAAACAGGGAAUGCUGUCUGCAGUAGAUGUUUUGAUAUGCUUAAUGGAAUAUCGGCGUGAGGGAUGAGUACCAUGAUGAAAAACGAAUAAGAACAAGAUUCUAAUCGGAUAAUCAAGAAAACAUAUGAUUGGCCAAAGAUCCCUAAAGUAAGACUUCAUAUGGGUUUAUUUGUCCACCUGAUUCUCUUUUUGCACGAAGGAUGCAUACUGUAUGGAAAUAGGAUUUAUUUCAAAUUUCGAAAACCCAUUCAAAAGAAGUUGUAUGAUCACUCUCCGAAUCAUGGAAAAAUAAGUCCAAUGGAAACUAGGUAAUCUCCAAAUUACCAGUAUAAUGAAGUGGUUGAUCCGAUUAUGACCUUAGGUUACUUAGCGACGACGAGAGGAAGAAUAUGAACAUGUAAUUGGUCGGAUUGACAUCAAAUGUGGUUCUGCUUAGAAUAUCACUGUGUUUGCGGGUUUUUAUUUAAAUAUUUUAUAUGCAAGACCAAAGUCAGGUAUCCGAAUUCAAUGCAACGUUCCACAUGUAGCUGUUUGAAGUAUAGAAAUGGAAAAAAAUAAAAAGAGAUGAAAAGAGCUAGUACACCUCAAACAACCGAUUAGAUAAACGUGAUCCACAUAAAAAAAAGAAAUCCACGAGAACGAAUAGUGAAAUGUUGCCUUUUCUAAAAUGCUGGAAACCUACCUACUUACCUAUGCGCCUUCUACUUCUAAGCUUCAUUCCUUUCCAUUAUCUUUCAUAGGAAAUCGUGCAGUUAUGUUGACGUUUAGGUGAAAAGUGCACUGCCGGAAAUGACGACAUUUUAGAAUAUAAAUUUUACGAAAAACUUGUUAAAUAAGAGAAUCUUCUAUCUUAUCUUUAUAAUUCAGGCUAUUUAGAUUACUACAACAUGAAUAUGACUGCAUAUGGUGUUAUGCAAGUUACAUGAACUCAAGUACAACAUGCGUCAUGCUUGGGCACUUAUAGUUUACUUAUAUUUUAUUACAGCAUGUAUUGAGUACUCGAACAGCCCUCCAGCAACUUUCUGAGAAACUGUCAUUCCAAAAAUAUAGUCACGUUGGCUACUCUAUUCAAAAUAGUCUCUGAACUAACACUCGCUAUCUAGUUACGGACCAUCAAUGCAUGACGAAGCAUUUGAGAAGAUAACUGAAUCUCUAAAAACAUGACAAGCCAUGCGUAUGACUCAGUGCAUUGCAGUAAAACCUGAAAAAAAAACUCCAAAAAAUACCUGGAGAAGCUCCUGCAAAAAUCCCGAUAGGAGUUACAACAGCUUUGAGAAAUCUUGGCAAACACUUUUAGUCGUAUUGUGACGUUAGCACUAAAUUGGUUUCCGAAAAAACUUCAUUGACUUCCGCUGCCUUUCCUAUGCGUUAAACAUAACGUCGGAAGUACUCUCCGGAUUCAAUGAACCGAAUGCAAUGAAAUUUUGAUCAUUUAUGACUUAUAUAAUGAACUUUGAAAAACAGUUUACUUAAUUUGAAAUUAUUAAUAAGAAAAAAAAGUUAAGGCGAUUUCAUUUAUUCUAUGUUUUUUAGUAAAAUUAUCUAUUUUUCAUACGCAUCCCAUUACUUUUUCUAUUUAAUGCCGGCUAUUUGGUUGCUUUCAUUUGAAACAUAAAUAUAUAUAUUCAAGUCAACUAGAGGGAAUUUAAAUGAACUAUAAUUACUAUCUCGAACUUUGAAACGAUGAUGAAGUUUUGGAUAAAUUGGUGUUAUAUUAGAAAAAUAAUCCAAUCGUAAUAAUUUUAUUUCGUGUGAAAAAUUUUAAGUCUAGUCAAAAAUUUUUAAUAGCUCAUUAUAUAAGUCAUUAAUGAUCAAAAUUUCAUUGCAUUCGGUUCAUUGAAUCCGGAGAAAUAACAGCUCAAAGUCGGUUAUCGAAUAAUUACACCUUUUUCUAGAACCAUUAUAACUUCGUGUAGAAUCGCUCGAUCUUUUCUAAAUUUCGACCACUAACACACAACUAGUUGAUGAUCUUACAGUAAAAAUUUGAGAAUGUUCGAUGCCCUUUUCGAAAAGUUACAGCGAGUUGAACAUUUUUUGAAAAGUGAAAAUUUUACCUGUCCCAGUUAUUUUGAGUAUCCCCUGUGGUGCGCUGUAGAAAACCAGAUUUACUGUACAGCGCACGUCUUCCGACGCUAUGUUUAAUUCAUAAGAAAGGCAGUGGAAGUCAAUGAUGUUUUUUUCGGAAAUCAAUUUAGUGCGAAACCCACAAUAUCGUGCUGAGGCGCGCGAUUCUGAUUCCCGCCACAGCUGUCAGGAAAAGUGUUUGGCUGUGCCACUGGGCGUUGCAUGCUAGUCCGUUAUCUUGUGUUGUGCUUCCUCCAAAGAGCUCACUGACUGGAAGCAUUAAAUAUGUCCAGCUCUUAAAAAUACCCAUGAGCAUCUGCUGGAAAAAUCCCAUGAGGAUCUCUUGUAGAAUUCUAGUACCCUGGAAAAAAUUUCGGGGGGUGAACAUCUACAAGAAAUCUUGGAAUGAACUAUUAAAGGAAGGAACUCUUUGCCAAAAUUUCGAUAGAGCACCUGGAAGAAAUCCCGGGAAUAGCUUCUGGAGAAAACUCGAAAAACUAUGGGAAAAUGACUGAGAAAACUUCCAGAAGAAAAUAUUAUAGAAAUCAUGUUAGUAACUCAUGCAGAUGUCUUGGAGAGAAACCUGGAGGAAAUUCCGGAAGGAAUCGCUGGGAGAAAUACCGUGUUCUCAUCUAAAAAAAAUCUUGGAAAGAACUCUGAAACGUGAGAAGAAGAGCAAAUUAAUAUCAACGAAAUCACAUAAGCUGUUUCUAUAUCUUGUUUUGUUAAUCAAAUAAUAGCAAGGCAUAGCUUUCCCAUAACAUGUUUUGCAGGACAAUCUAAUUCUAUUAUAAUCAAGGUAAUGGUAUACAUCCAUCAAAUAACAUUUCAAUAAUAUGUUUUGUUAAAGUACAAGUUUCACGUCUAAUCCCCUUCUUACUUUUUCUAGUAUUACAUACUAAUUGAAACAGAGUCGGUUUCUUGGCCUAGUUUUUUUCGACGAUUCUGACCUGUCCUUUUUUGGUCCAUUUUUGUAUUCAGUUUCGAAGGAAAUUUCUGAAUAAGUCCUCUUCGUAAUCUUCGGAAAAACACUUGAAAGUUCUGGAGGAAUCCUCAGAUAAAUUCCUUAGGAAACCUUCAAAGGAACUCCAGGUGCAAUCCUCGGAGAAAUUCUCUGAUCAAAUGUUGCAUUUCUUGGAAAAUUCUUCUGAAAAAUGCCUGGCGAAUCCUUUGGAAGAACUUCUGGUGAAAUCCUCGAAGAAAAUUUCGGAGGAAUUUCAGGACGAAUUUCGAGACAAAUGAUCACAGGAAUUUCUUAAUAAAUCCUUGAAGGAAUUCAUAGCAGAAUGCUAGAUGAACCUUCGAACAAAAAUUCUUUGAAAGAUUCCAUGCAAAAAUUUCGGGAAAAUGUCUGGAAGAUUUUUCGGGUUAAUUUAUGGAGAAAUUUAUGACGGAAUCCUCAAAGAAAUGUUUAAUGAAUUAAGAGUUUCUGAAAGAAUUAUCGGAAAAAAAUCUGAGUAAAUCCUCCAAAAAAUCCUUGAAGAAAACAUAGAAAGUAAUCCUAACAAAAUCCUUAGAGAAAUUUUGGGAAAAAAAUAUGUAGGAAUUUCUGUGAGUAUUCCUGUAGGAAUCAUCAGAGGAAGUUCUGGAGAAAUUCUAGUAAAAUUUUUAUAGGAAACCUUGCAGAAUCUAGAAGGAAUUUUCGACGUAAAUAAUUCUUAAAUUCAGAGAAAAUCCUCGGAGGAAUUAAAAAAAUGAAGUCCAGGAAAAUUGCAAUAAUCUUUGAAAUACUUUUUGUACAUCCCAAAAAUGUUCUGCAAAACUUCGUCAGUCAUGCCCCCGAUAACAUUCUCAUAAUUAUCAGUUUCAGUCCUGCUCAUGCUUCAGUCACAAACUUUUGUUCUAUAUGCUCCAUUUUGAAAGAUAUGGGUCAUUUCCUGAAAACGACCCUUAAAUAUCAGUUUUUUCAUUGUAACUUUUUUCAGACAUUUUUAGGAAUUUUCAAAUGUUCUACAAACUUAUCAUAUAUGAUAAAAUGCAUGUUUUCUUUAAAGACGACAAAGUUCUAUCUUCAAUACUUUUUGAGUUUUUUGAAAAUUUCAGUUACGAACUAAAAUAUUUCAUAGCUCAAUUUUACUGUCAAGGAAGCAAGUGUCCAGCCUGAGUUGAAACAAAAUUUACACCUAUUAUAAACUUCUUUCAUAUUCAGUUGAAAAAUCUUGCCCCAUUUUGCCUCUGUAAAUGUCACAAAGCCGUAAAAAAGGCUAUUUUUUUAAAUAAAUUAUUGAAUAUCUCAAAAACCAUCAAAGAUACAAUGUUGCCGUCUUCAGAAGAAACACGUAUUUUGUCAUACUAAAUAACUUUGUAGAACAUUUGAAAAUUCCCAAAAAUGUCUGGAAAAAGUUACAACAAAAAAACUGAUUUUAAGGGGUCAUUCACAAAUAAUGGCCCAUAUAUCUAGAAAUUGAGCAGAUAGAGCAAAAGUUUGUUCGGCAAGCUUUCUCAUAAUGACAUUUUCUACAACUUUGCUGAAGACAUAAACACGCUAUAUUCACUUAUGAAAAAAAAUGAAUUUCUAUCUCACUUUUAGGUGGAUUAAUCACAUUAGUGAUACUUCCAAAAGAAGGGCUCUGAUAUACCAAACAACUUCUUCGAAGACACCAAUUCUCUAAAAUCAAUUUUUCAUGCCCAAAACAAUUUCGAUCACGAAAUUGGGCCUUUGGAAACAGUGUGGCACUGCGUCCAUUAUUAAGGAAUAUUGUGGCAUGGUCCAUAUUUAAUUUAGAGCUAGUCAAAUAUCCUGUCAUAAUUGAGCUGUUAUGGACAAUGGUUGAUGUAACACCUGAUCCCAUCUAGGCACAACUCGUUUAAUAAAGUUUAUUACCCUGUUGGGAUUACUUCGUCAAAUUUCCAAUGGCUCUAGAAACCCUUCACCAAAUAUCGCCAAUCUAUGAUGGGUCAGCACUCCGCAGCUGCUGAGUAAAUGUUCGGCAAUUUCGUUUUCCGUUUGACAGAAACGACACUCGGAGGAUUGGAGGAUUGCAAAAUAGAAUAUUCUUAGAUCACUUUAAAAUAAUUCAUACGUCAGAGUGAUGAUGAAACUCGUGUUAUUGGCGAAUUGGUGAAACAAAAGGCAUAAUUUUAUGUAAUUACUAACAAUGUUUAUAGAUAUGUUAUCAAUGCUAGUUUUGUUAUUUACAAUGUAUUAUAACUUAGAGCCUGUAUCCGUAAUAUUAGGGACACCGAAGUCGGGCUGUAGCUCUGUAAUAAAUCGGUAAAAUUGGCCAAAUAAUUGGCUUAAAACUCUUUAGUGUAUGUUUAUUAUUUGCGCCAAAUUUCAUAAAAAUCGAUGCAUUACUUGCAGUGGAUUAAAAACAACAGACGUGGUUUUAAGAAAUUUGUAAAAUCAUGGCCAAUUUUCAUUCGCAUAAUAGAUAGUUCUUUAACGCUACAGUUCCAAGUUCUGUGAUAAUAAUUAUGAAAUUUCGUAAGCAGUUUUGAUACUUAUAGAGGCACUUUCUUGCAAAAUUUCAACAACUUUGAUCAAUUGGCUUGUAUGCUUGCUACUGAUGUUGCUACUGAUAGGGGGGAGUGUUAGUGAAAAUUUUUCGUGAUUUUCAAUUGAAUUUCUCUGCCAAUUUUCAUGAAACUUUCAUUUCACUUUCAUUUGAUUUUGCCUAUGCAACAAAUGUAGAUUGAGAGGUUUGUGUUCAAAGUUUCAGCCAUUUGCUUUGACAAAUUCAAAAGUUACAACGUCAACAAGCAAAACUAGGGGCUGUACAAAAUUCAAUGGCGCGUAUUCUACUGUUUCAUUCCUUCAACAAAAAGUACUGCACCAAUUCAAAUGAAAAUUUGUAGGUGAGAUAAACACAUCUUAAAAUGUUGUUAGGCCAAAUUUGAGCAAUUUUAAUGUAUCUAUUACAGAUUUACAACGGUAUUCCUGUGAUCCGAUUAUUGCGGAUACAGGCUUAUGUUGGACGGGCUCUUGAAAAAAUGAGCUACAUAUGUACUUCGAAUUCCUUGUCCUUGAGCCCACCAAUUAGUCGUACGAUAGGAUGAGUGGAUCGAGAUAAGUCCUAAGUUUGCUUAGGGACGCCCUAUGAUUAAGGAAAAAAAUGAACGUAUAAUUGAUCCGAUUGUUAUCAAAUGCGGCGGUUCUGCUUAGAAUGUCACGGUGUUUUGCACUUUUGGUUCAAUAUUUCCCUACUUCAGACCAAAGUCAGGUACCCGAUAUUGCAUCAACGUUCGACAUGUAGCUUUUUGAGUAUAGAAAAGGUAAAAUAAUAAUUUAAAUUAAUAAAAAAAACUAGCGAUGCAAGGAGCUAGUUCACACCUCAAACAGCCGAAUAGAGAAGAAUCGUGAUUCACGUAAGAGAAAAAUAAACGAGAACGGAUAGUGAAAUGUUGCCUUUUCUGACAUACUGGAAACCCGCCUACUUACCUACCAGCCUUCUACUUUUAAGCUUAGUAUUUAUCCACUUUUUCAUAGAAAACCGUACUGUUUGGUUGACGUUUCGAAAUACUGUGCACUGCCGAAAAUGUAAAAAUUUUGGAAAAUGAAUAUUUAGGAAAACUCAAUUUCAAUAAUUAACGAUCCAUGCUACUUGGUAGCGGCAGGAAAUAAAGUUUUCAACCCUAUCUAGGUAUUUAUUGAAUUUAUUUUCUCAUUAUUUUUAUUUUUUUUUUUUUGGAACGAGAAACAUUUAUUAUUAUCUUUAUUAAAGAGAUUCGCAGCCCUAGGCUGGCUUAUCUCUGCUCGGCACGAGAAACUAUGAUACAAAAUGCUUUGUUUUAAAAGAUUUUUUUAAAGAUUUUAAGAAGCAUAAAAUAUCCACUAUAUCUUCAAAGAUUUUUUUUAUUUUUUUUUCAGAUAUGUGGAAGAAAAUUUGAAAUCUCUAGAGCUCUGUAGUAUUGCAUGGAGCCAGAAUGGCCAAAUUUAUAUUAGAAACUAGCAAAAUUAUCUCAUUUUUUUGGGUAAAAAGAAACUGAUCACUUCGGCAUUUUCAUUUUAUUUUGACUGUUCCAAAAUAAUAAUGAAAAAGUGUUGUAAAUUUUGAAAAUUAAUAAGUGCUACUUUACGUAAGUUCAACAAAACCUAUGAAAGUAAUACACUGUAGUAAUUCAAAAAGUAAUUCCAAAUUUUCUAAAAUGGCAUAUGUUUUGAAAAUAUGUGCUGAUGGGUCGCCAAACUCUAUAACAAUCAAAAGUAUGUCGCAACUUGAAAAAGUUUCAGAGCCCCUGAUCUUGCCGAACACUUGACUCUCCUGUUUUGUGCGGUUUCGGUGAACAUUCGGUUGUGCUAUGUUAUCCGGAAGCAGACCGCGAGUGAUUGACGAAAUUUGAUGGGCGAAAAAGGCGGAUGAUUACAUUUCGAGAAGAGAAUUGUGUUAGCCCAGCACCAGCUGCAUCUGACAGAAUUUCGUCGAAUAUUCGGAGCAUCGUCGUCGAUUUCUGCAACUUUCUGUAAUGCGCGUGAUUUUCUUUUCUUAUCGCGAAUCUGUGUAAUUAAUUAUCCUGUGAAAGGUGGUGCCACAUGAAAGGUGAAAAAAUCUACAAUCCACCUAUAUGCCAGGGAAAAACAAAAUGAAAUUAAGUGACUUGAAAAUAAUUAAAAAAAAAAAAAACAGUAAACAAUGUACGUACACCCAUCUAACACGUGGUUUAAGGAUGACUCAGUUAAAUCAGUUGACAGGUGACCGGUAACAUCAUUAAGACAGUGCCACCUUGGAUGAAUUUCGUUUAUGGCAAGUUCCAAAUUACUGAAUUCAAGUAACAUUGAAGAAAACGGUAGUGUUGCGUAAAGCUAUAGUUUUGAUGGUGAUGGAUGAUCGUGACAGGAUGUUGUAAUGGACUUCCGGUUAAAAUUUGGUGAGAUCAAUCUGAUUUUCAUUAUUUAUUAUAUCUUUUUUAUAUAUAUUUUAUGACAAAAUUAAGAGUGCAAUUGCGAGGAUUAGGUUGUAUUUUUUGUUUAAUUUCAGAGAGCGAGUAAAGGCGCUUAAGCCUAGGCAUAAGGGCCAGGACACGGACCAAAUACCUGUGUUCCAUCCCAGGAAGCGACGGACCAAGGGGUGACAUUAACCUUCUUAACAUCGUAACCCCCAUCGAUUUUCACGUAUUUUGCUUUCUAAAGAGCUGAGCGGUUGGUACGAGAUGUCCCCACUCAAUGGCUUUAUUGUAAAACCAAUAACGCUGCACAGUAGGCCUGGCCGCUUUAAUGCUUGUAAUACAUCUCCGAUAUACUGCAAGCAUUAAUAAUGACAAGAAAAAUGGCAGAAUUAGUCGAUUCUAUCAUUUUCCAGGAUUCUUUCAAUGAAUGGCUGUGUAUGUGUAGACUAGACUAGACUAGACUAGAGCCCCUGAUCUUGCCGAACACUUGAUUUUGAUCCACCGAACGGUGCACAUUAGGGUGGCCCACACUUAUAUGAAAAACAAAAAUUUCGAAAAAUACCAAGUCUUACCUCCUAUAUCAGUUGUUUUGGACUCCCAGAAGCUACGUUCAAAAUUUGAGCAAAAUCGGUUGAGCCUAAGGGGGCGCUCAAAACGCUUGAAGUUUGUAUGGGAAAACUUGGCCAAAUGUAUGCAGAAAUUUUAAGUUUUCGAAUUUUGCCGCUAGGUGCCGCUGUAAGCGUUCAAUAAUCAAACCCUUUGGUAUUAUUGUAGGUGACUAUAUGCCAGAGAACUUUGUCGAAGACCGCGAAGUGAUCCGACGGCUGUGAAAAAAGUUAUACCCUAGGCAAAGUGAGGCAAAGUAUUAAGAUUUCAUUAUUGAUAUUAUUCCUUUACAUGUAUUGGAAAAAUAACAAUAAAGUUUAUCCUUACUUUUCCUAGGGUAUAGCUUUUUUCACAGCCGUCGGAUCACUUCGCGGUCUUCGACAAAGUUCUCUGGCAUAUAGUCACCUACAAUAAUACCAAAGGGUUUGAUUAUUGAACGCUUACAGCGGCACCUAGCGGCAAAAUUCGAAAACUUAAAAUUUCUGCAUACAUUUGGCCAAGUUUUCCCAUACAAACUUCAAGAGUUUUGAGCGCCCCCUUAGGCUCAACCGAUUUUGCUCAAAUUUUGAACGUAGCUUCUGGGAGUCCAAAACAACUGAUAUAGGAGGUAAGACUUGGUAUUUUUCGAAAUUUUUGUUUUUCAUAUAAGUGUGGGCCACCUUAGUGCACAUAUUAGCCUAAUUAGUUUCACACUAUCCAACGCUCAUUUUUUAACCAUUAAAUCGUAAUCUUUCAAUGUACAUGUGGUGAAUAUAUAAGUUGAAUUACCGAAAUUUGUCUAGAAUUAUCUGCAGGAUAAAGAUCUGAUCCAUAGAGGAUCGGCUCACAUCUGGAAUCAUCUCCUGGAUUUCUACCAGAAUUCGUCCUGCAAUUUGUACCAGAAAUUUUCGCCAGAUUUGUUCCAAAUUUUAAUCCAAGAUUUCAACAGAACUUUCUCGUGGAAAUCUCGUGAAGUUUUCAUCCGAAAUUUUACUUUCUCCCAGAAAUUCUCAAAAAAAAAUCUCCAAUUUAUAGCGAAAUCCCUCAGAGAUUUAUGCGGCAGUCCAUUCUGAUAUUUAUCACGAUUUUUUUUUUAAGUAUUCCCGAGACUUCUCCCGAAAUUCCUAACGGGGCUCCCCCUGGGAUUUCUCCAAUAGCUCCUCUUUUUUUCUGUUUAAUUUAUUUGGCAGGCUCGGUCGUGAAUAACACAUUGCGGAGCCGAAUAACAUUAACACAAUAUAAGAAGAUUUACAUUUACAAAAUAAGUAUUACAAAAGGUGGAAGAAAAUCAAUCGUGGUAAAAAAUAAAUUGAUCCAUCGGAGUGUUGGUGGCCUCGGAAAUUCUCUGCUUGUCCUCCUCAAUAAGCGAUCGUCGUUCGUUUUCGUCGGUGAUCCAGUCAUAGCUUGCGAUUCUCUGUGUAAUUUUUCUGGGAGAUGCAUCAGCGGCGGUGAUCAAACUGCUAUCCUCACUUUCACUCGAUGACGUGUUGCUUUUGUUCUGACGUUUGUGGGCUUGACACUGUACAGAAUCAGCCUGACUGUCCGUAUCCAACGAACGCUGUCUCUUGGUUUCGGUCUUCUUCGUCUUCUGUUGUCGUUUAUCGCUUGUUUUUUCAUUUUUUUUUUCCACUAUGCCCUCCACAACAAUAGAGGCGUCUCCAUUAGCUUGCUUCUCGGAUGUUCCGAUUUCAACGACAACCGUCGGCUGCUUCUCCUGUGUGGCACUCGUCCGUGCACGCAGAACUGGACAAUCCUUUUUGAAGUGUAACUCCGAUUUGCAUCUGAAGCACUUCGCCUUUAUUCCGUCAUAAUAGACUCUCCCCGUCCGGUUGCGGAAGUAGAGGACAUCUGGAAUUUCUUUCUCUACGUUCAUGUAUACGCCUCGAACCCCGGUAAACAGAUCCAGGUGAAAAUCUGCCGGAAAUCGCUCCCGUACCGUGCGCUUGAUUUUUCCAUACCUUUGCAUUACUGUAACAAGGUCCACAUCCGACACUUCGGGUGGCAGAUCGAACACGCGCACGUAUCGCGUGUUUCCUGCCACCCAGCAUGUGCACCGCCACUUUGUUUCCAUUGAUGUAAUGGAAGGGCAACGAUUCAGAGUUGUUCUCAUACACGAAUUUCAUUGCUUCUUCGGAUUUGAAGCGAAUGAAAACCGAUUUUUCAUCCGAAAUUUUGUAAGCCCUUUCCAUCGAUGACAAGUCACCUUUGAGUGCUUUCACACAGCCGGCCAUAUCUGCUACGGUCGGUUGCGCAGCACCCUCCGGGAACAGGAACGCCAACGUGUUUCUAACCUCAAUGUCGUUCGACAUUUCGAUCGGUAUGCACUGUAUGUGAUCAAACAAAAGAAACUACUGAAACAAACAAACAAAGGAGCGACUGAACAAAACGUCUGUUCGCAUCAAGAGCUGAUCGUCCACUGAUAUAGCUCCUCUUGGGACCUCUCAAAGAGUUCCUCCUGAGAUUUCAACCAGGUUUCUUACCAGAUUUUUUGCCAGUAUUUCUUCGGAAGUAUUUGUUAUUUUAUGUUUCCUUGUUCCUCUUCUUCCUCACUUAGUAUUACAGAAACAAUCACAGGAGAAAUACUCGAAAAAAAUCCUCGUCGUUCUGGUGGGAUUUGAACCCACGUCUCCCCUAUUCGCUAGACAGGGUGAGUUAACCCUCUAAUACCCAACCCCGCCUUUAGACGGGGUAUAGUUUGAGCGUUUUUGUAAUUUUUGUUUAGUGGGCAAUCCUUUUUUUUAUAUUUUUAGCUGAUAUUUAGGACUGUUUUGUAUAUCUCAAAAUGGCUUUGGUGUCUUUUGAACCAUAUUUAAAUUUAAAAAAAAAUCAUUGAAAAAUUGAUGUUUUAGUCACCUUUCAGAAGUCAUUGAUUAUUUUGUAUUAAAUAGCUACAAUUAACAUAUUUAAAAUUUUUCCCAAACCAUUCUAUCAUAGUAAAAUAGUUUAAGGGAGUCGGACACACUCUAAAAUUAUUUUCCUUAAAAUUACACGGAAAAUAAAAUGUGAAAAAAAAAUAAAAAUUUAAAUAUUUUAACAAUAAUCGUAAAAUCUCAAAAUGUUUUCGGAAGAAUAUAAAAGUAUGGGGAUGUUCGAAAAUGAAAAUUAUAAAAAUCAAAAACCGAAAUUCACAAAAUCGAGAAUUAAAAAGGAUCAUCUUCCUAAACAUGUUUAAACCGAUUUUAGAUGACGAAAAAUGAUAUUUAGAUCAAAAUAAAAAAAAUUGGGUAUUAGAGGGUUAACAGACUUCGCCACAAAACAGGUAACAAUUCUGCGGAGCUGAAAGUUACUCUGAAACCAAUGCUCACUUCAACCCACGCUCUACUUCGCAACACUACAUCUCAUUCGUUCCUUAAAUGUCCAAUUCCAACACUCUUUGACAGUGCCUACGAAUAACAGUGAGAGCAUGUUACUUUUAAUACAUAAUUUCUAAUAUUUUCCCUGAAUGGCGUUGCAGAAGACAAUUAUGUAUCCGGAAUCAAUCUUUGGAGAACUCUUAGAAAAAAAUCAUGGAAAAACUGCUGGACACAUUUCGGGAGAAUACUUGGUAAAAAUCUAAGAUAAACCCCAGAAGGAAAUAAGGGAUGGUAGUCGUGUGCAAUUUUUGUAAAUAUUUCAGGAAAACUUUGGAAAAAAUCUUUGCGAAAAACUUGAAAAAUCUCUGGAAAGAAUCCCGGAUGAUUUUUUGGAUGACACUCCAAAGGAAGUCAUAAUUCAGGGAUAAAUUUCAAAACAUUUCGACAUAUCUAAGUUUCAUUACCUACAUUGUCACGUUUAUUACAUAAAAAUGACUGAUUCCAUUAUUCAGCUAUUUUGACCAAAUAACUCAUUUUCUUAUGCUGUUGUUAUUCCAUUCUGCCCGGGAAGACAUUCCUGUAGAAAUUAUAAAAGGAUCUCCAGAAGAAAUCUCAGGAGAACAUCUUAAUCAUCGGGAAAACUUCCAGCGAAAUCUCGAGGCCAAUUCUGAGAGGAUAUCUGAGAAUAGUUCUGUAAUAAAUCCCUGAAAAAAUAUGGUGGAAAUUCCAUGAAGAAGCCCCUGAAACUUCGUCAGACAUCUUGAAAAAACAAUCCUGGUUGAAAUCCUGGGGAAAUUUCUGGUCGAAAUACAUAAAUCGAGAUCUAAAUAAAUUUGACACUACCACAUUGGUUGGUGGAAGGCUCCACUAAGGGAGCUUUUACCCUAGAUCAGAUUUUUGUAAAAUUUCCCUUACAAUCUUACAAUUUCUAAAAUUUUAAGGAAAUUUCUAAAUAUCCGGCAUUUUGGCCUUCAGUCUUGUGAAUUUUCUUAAGAUAGUCGGGCCAAAGCACACAAAAUAUUAGACAGAUUGCCGAUUCUCUAUGUAGUCCCAAAUUGAAUAUUUAAUUUUUUCCAUGAGAUUCUCUAAACUUUACCAAGGCCCUUUUUUGCAUGAGUACCAUUGUUUAUUUUAAGAAUUUCCUUGCCGAAAGAAAAUCUUUAUAAAUUACAUAUCGUUUUUUAACGAAACAGAUUUCAAAUUUCAUUUAAAGAUUCCAAAGAUUUUUUUGUUUUUUUUUUCGUUUUCAGAAAUAUUUCCUGGUAUUUCAGGAUUUUCCAAGAGCCAUCUAAGGUCUUCAAUGGUCUAUUAUUCAUGAUUAGAUCCUUCAGCUUCUCCAAAAUUGUCCAACAAGGGCAAUUCUGAAUUUUUCAUAUUAUUUUACCAAAACAUUUCCCAAGAUGGUUUAGAAUCCUUCAUUGCAAAAGCUAUUCGGAUUGUGAAGAACGAUUUUUAGAAAUUAUUAGAGCAAACAAUACAACAAUUAUCAGAAAAUAUUGGGGGUCUCACUGAUACAAUAUUGGCUGAUUCUUACUUGAAUAAAAAUUUAAUGUGGCAUAUGGAUCUUUCUUCACCUCUUUUGUAAUACCAACAUAAUAUAUCAUGAAAGUUUUCUUCAAAGCCUUUGGAUUUUUUUUGCCAUAGGCGGGAGAUAUUCCGAAAAGAACGCUUGGAAUUAUGAUUGGAUUAUUAUUAACCCUCUAAUACCCAACCCCGCCUUUAGACGGGAUAUAUUUCGAGCAUUUUUGUAUUUCUUUUCUUUCCUGGGCAAUUAAAACUUUCAUAUUUUGGCUGAUAUUUAGAACUGUUAUGCAUAUAUCAAAAUGGUUUUGGGUGUCUUUUAAAGUAUUUACUUUUACGAAACAUCAUUAAAAAUUAAUGUUUUGCAACGUAUGAAAAUUUUUCUCCUGUAUUGAAUUGCAACAAUUUCAAUUUUAAAUUUCUCCUCAAUCAUGCUAUCGUAGUAAAAGAGUUUAGUGGAGAUUUUAGUAAAAUUUAAUUCAAAAUUAAAAUAAUGGAUAUUAGAGGGUUAAAAGUAACAAGCAUUGAAAAAAGAACUUGUGAAGAUUGCCCUGCUAGCCCCAUUGCUAUGCUUUUUCAGGGUCGCUAUUGCUAUGCUCAGGAGGACUGCACGACCGAUUUACCCAACGAUAGUUGACAAAGAAACAACAGAAUAACCAGAAAUAGAACAAACAAGGACAUCUUUCGAUAAAGUGGCAAAAAACAAGUAAUUAAGCUUAAUAAUACUUUAUUAUCCUAAAGACAAAUACAAAAAGGGGGGGGGUUCGUUGCGGCCGUUUUUUGCAUGCAAGUGGGUGUGUGAGGGAGAAGGAAUGCUUGUCGUUACUUGCCCGAUCACUAUCUCCGAUCGGCGUGGGUUACUGCUGGUCCUUCCAGGUGGUCGGCGGGAUUCUUGAAGUGUUUAGCGGAGAUCCCUGGGUUUCCUUGACGUGUGUCCAGUAUAAGGCUCCGCCUUACCGUUGAACUGACGUCCCACAUGCUCGCCAGCGGGGCCAUGGCCUAUCGGAUAUUGAGCCUAGCAAGCGGGGGUGAACCCACCGGACCCUACUAGGCUCGCACCUCAAUGACGCAGACUAUGGCUCACCCGAGCCGUGUGGCGUGACGAUAACUUAGGGGGCUCGCCAGCAGCCAGCACAAGAGGGCUCGCCAGCUCCGAUUCAGCUCCUACCACGGGGUAUUCUUCGUCUGGCCUCGCGAGGUAAGCCGAACUUUCCGUCCUCGCGUGGUCGUUGGUUUUAUCACGAAAAUGUGGUUCAAUCCUUUCGUUGGGGGGGGGGGGUUGGUUUGAUAGGGUGCGUGUUGCCACUCACUCGCACGGGCCUUUACGGGGCUUAACUAGCUCUUGCAGAGGUCAUUCGGACACGUGUUCCGCGUUCACUUUUUCCGAAAUACGAAAUUCGGAGGUCUAGAACUUGCGACCGCUCACGAUUGUGGUCAAUACCUUUCUCCUCGUACCUUUUCCAUUCCUUCUCCACUCCCGUCCUCACACUCUCCUUUCCCUUUUCUUCCUUUCACUUCUCCCUCUCCACAAUUGACAUGUGUCAUUUAUUAUGUGUAACAACACUGAAGAUAUUAUGUCCAAUACAAAUGAGUAUAACAGUUUGGGGGGGUUUUCUGUUAUAGCGUUUUUUUUUAAUUUUUAAAUCUACGCCACGGAAAAUAUUCCUCUACUAUUUUAACUACAAAAAACCAACUCCUGUUUAUGGAAAAAUAAUGUCUUAGAUUAUUCUAUUAAGGGUCAUAAUGUUGUUUCCGGCUUUGUCGGUAACAAACUUUUACAUACCGUAAAAUGGGGUGUUAAGAGACGGAUUUUUUCCGAUCCCAUCAUUGUCAUGCUGCCCGCUACGCAUAUAGACUAUAAAAUUUGACGAAUUUCUGGAGAAAUUAAAGAUAUACAACAAAAUGUGCGAAUUUUUCGAAAAUAUGAAAAUGGGGUCUUAAGGAACAUAAGGGGAGAAAUGUAACGGUUCUUAAAUACCGAAGAACGAUGGAAAUUGAUUAAUUUUAAACAGUGACUGUAAUAUUUCUUGAACAUCGCCGAAAAAGAUUAUUAUAGUCAUGAAGGGCUAGAGACGAAUGCCCUAGAGCUAAAGUCUCUCUUAACAAAAGACAAAAGUCCUGAAUGAGCACGGACAGUCUCAUUGUCAUGUGGAUUGUGGAUGACAGUUUGUAAUAAAAUAUUGGCAAACAACACCUGCGUUACAACACAACAUGUUAUGAUUUUAUUAUUUUGAUCCUGUCGGGCAAAAGUUCUUUGGUGAUACUUGACCAGUGUUCAAAAUAAGAAGAACAGUGCCCAUCUUCAGCAGAAGGCUCUAAUUCCCAUCUUACUAAGAACAAAGGUAUUGGGUUUGUCUUGUUUUUUUGUGUUAUGAGUAAGCAUGCAAUAGGUAAAUCAUCCAAUCUCAUGAAAAGAUUAACAAAGGGGUGUAUGAUGAAGAAAUUUACUCAUACACACAAAAGAAGUUUAAAGUUUAAAGUUUUAGACGUUUAUUGGACAAACUUUAAAAACAUUCUUAUUAAAAAUGCAGUGCGCAGAAAUUUUCCGUUUUUUUUUUUGUUCUCAGAAUGACUUUAUAUGUUGAGAGUGUGGCAAGGCAAACGUAUUAUCUCCAAGAUCACAAGGCCGCAAACCACAAACAUCCUUUUCAUUUAUUUAUUACACUUUACACAAGAAUAAAAGGGCUCAUCGCACCAACGUGUAAAAUUAAAAAAAAUUGGAAAUAUUGUUCAAAAAAUCAUAAAAUUGAAAAUAUUUAAAUAAAUUUAUGAAGUUGGAACAUUCUACGUAUUGCUAGGUUGAUGAUAUCAAAUUUUCCUCCUCAAAUCAUUUUAUGAUUGACAGUCUCUCAACUAUCAUCGUGGAGGUGUCAGAAGUGCUUAUGACAAAUCACUAUCAACUAACCAAUUCAAGCCUAACUUUACCAAACACCGUAUCUAACUAAAUUUACGAACGUAGAAAAACGAAGGGGAAGCUCGCUGUUCCCAUAGCAACUUAUACAUUUAGUAUUUUAGUAACGUGAAAAAUCUGGGUAUUUUUCACAAAUCAUCCUCAAAGGUGAGUGAUACAAGAAGUCCUUAACGUGAUUCAGCGCCUCAUGUGAAAAACUCUUUUUUGUUUACAUAUGUUACAUACGGUGUUUGGUAAAGUUAAGCUUGAAUUGCUAGGUGACAUUAAACAAACUUAUUUCUGAAAAUGCAUGCAAUAUUGAGGGCAUAACUAUCAUGGACGUCAUAAACUACAAUGUUGCUAUGGAAACGUAACUAAUUAUGAACGUACGACCGCGCCGGCGGUACCAGCUCAAUUACUUCCAGCGAAUAACGAACACCGGCAUUCGGCGUACUAUUUAAUUUAUUUCCAUUUCAGUGAAAAUCCCAAAAUGUCAACCAGUCAGUCAGUUGGCAGCAACGCAAUUUUGAAAAGUUUAUUAUUUUCCCCUUACCGCUCGCUGCCGGUUUCCGGGAAACCAUCGUGGAAAAUCAUCAACUUCCGCUUCCAAGUUAUUAGCGCAGCACUUCACCGCCGCCAACGAUCAACCUACUGUUUACGGUUUUCACUCCAUCCUCUAAUUACUCUAAUUGAAAUUGAUUUGUUUUAAUCCGCUACCCUAAAGCGCUCUUCGGUGGGUGUUCACUGUUCAUAGUAUAGUGUGCGAAUCGUUCCGAGAAUCGAAACAUUAGCAGUUGUCCGGUAGCAUAGCACUAUAGAGCAUAAAACAGGAAGUAAAUGACGGGAACAGAGUUUUGUAAGGCAACCUCCCUCUUAGCUGAUGGUUGUUAGGCCACCCAUUUAGAGAAGAACAGUUAUUUUGUACGUCGGGGAAACACAUUCUCUAGGGUAAACUUGUGAAUUUAUGGCGAAAAUAUGUGAAGGAGCAAGAUAAUUUGUAAAACAAACCAGCGUCGUUGUCGUUGUUAUUUUUUAUAGUUUAUAUGAAGUGCAAAAAGGACACAUUGAGUACAGUAGAGCCAAGUGGUAAUGAUGGAUUCAACUAGAAUAAUCUUAAAAAAACGCAUUUGCUUCAGACGUGUUACCGUGAACCAUUGAGGAAAGAGUGCAGAGAGUACACAAUUCAUAAAACCGUAUUAGACACAGAUACAUAGCGUCAUCAUGAGAAACCAAUGCGUUGUAUAAAAACCAAAAAGUAACAAUUAAGUGAAAAUCAUGUUAAGUUUAUGAUCGCUAGCAAACGUAUGAAACGAUGAAGAAACAACACUAAAGCAUACACACACAUAACAUUAGCAAAAAGGAAUGAUUAUUUUAGAGAAAUUAAAUUGAAAAAAAAAACAACAGCAGAUGGAUGGGAGCAGUGUAGUGGAACGAGCAAAUCGUAGACUAGAUUAUGACUAAUAAAUAAUAAAAUAACGAUAA
Molecule: messenger RNA, 18673 nt
Organism: Aedes albopictus (Asian tiger mosquito)
Lineage: Eukaryota; Metazoa; Arthropoda; Insecta; Diptera; Culicidae
Exons: 2
Coding region: 1-702 (233 amino acids)
Source: RefSeq, a predicted model, not a curated record